AUGCCAACCGUAAGAAAAACAGUGAUGUUCUUAGGAGGAUCCCUGGCCAACGGUGGUUCCCUUAUAAUGAUAUGUGCUGUGCUGGCAACCAAAGAGUGGGUCAGCGCUGUGAUUACAUGCAAGGGGUCAGCCAAUCACACUGGGAACGUCACACUUGAGUAUGGGCUUUUCGAAGGCAAGGGGGAACACAUCUUCUGCCCUAAUGUUGGGGGGCUUAUUCAGUCCUUUAAAGUCUUGGAAUCUCUGGAACACUUUGGUCCUUCUAAAUCUCUACACAUCACGGUUAUAACCUGCCUGUGUCUCGGGCUUUUGGGUUCAAUAUGCAGCUUUGGAAUCACUCUAUAUAACAGCUUCAGCAACCCUUACGAAACAUACCUGGGACCUCUCGGUGUUUAUGUCUGCAGUUCAGUAAGCGCAAUUUUCCCUUUUUUCUCAAUGGUUCUAUUCGUGGUGAACACAGAGGUAUAUCAUUUAUCAGUAAAAAUGGCUCAAAACAAAAUUGAUAGCCCACUUGUGACUCUGAGUAACGCCAAAAACUCAAUCGGAUACUCAUACUACCUCAUGAUUCCUGCUUUUUUCUGCAAUCUGUUUGUCAUUAUCAUCAUCAACGUUUACCAGCACGCCAGCUACACUCAAAAGAAGGCGCAGCAGAGACCCGUGGAAGACGCCCCAAAAGACGUCAUGAUGUAUUAGUGCUACUUCUGCAGUUAAGACUUUUGCAAAGGGUUAGGGUAUCUCCUGGCAACGUUUCCCAACAGAAAAAUAAUUUAGUUUUCUUAGUAGUUAUUAUAAUAAUUAAUUAAUUAUUAUAUAAUUAUGUUGCAUUCAUCGUGUCACAUUUGUGUCUGUCUGUAGCUAUUUAAACUGCCCUUGCUUGUACCAUCAUUUUCCCGUAUGAUUGUCCAAUGCUUCUGGAAUUUUAUUGUGUUAUUUUGUUUACUGUUUGCAAGACGUUCAGUAGUGGCUAAUGAUGUUAGUUUCAGCUACGCUACUCCAAAACAUUCAAAACCUGGGGCAAAGUUAACUGUGGCUUUGACCUUUGUAAAGCCCUGUUCACACUUGCAUUUUCAUACCGGUAGUUGCGGAACAGAAUCGCAAAGUCUGUUCACACGAGUUGUUACCAGAGUCGAACUGGUAUAACCGCAGCGUCACAAAACCAAGUCAAGAGCAAGUUUCGUACCGGUGUGGAGUUAUUUUGUGGUACGCCUUAAACAGUGUUACACCGUGUACUGCAUUUGCCCGGGCACUCGCA
Messenger RNA from Polyodon spathula (Mississippi paddlefish), 1252 nucleotides. RefSeq names its product clarin-3-like. The transcript is spliced from 3 exons. The record is from RefSeq and is a predicted model, not a curated record. The coding region runs from base 1 to 693 and encodes 230 amino acids. NCBI's taxonomy places the organism in Eukaryota, Metazoa, Chordata, Actinopteri, Acipenseriformes, Polyodontidae.